AUGCAUCAAGUUACUGUUGAAAGAUGUUCAAACGCUAGUGUGGCUCGAUACUAUAUAAAACAGGCGGCUAGCGUUGAUGUUGUACGUUACUGGCCGGGUCUAUUCGCGAAGGCUCUGGAAGGUGUCAAUGUGCGUGAUUUGAUUACCAACGUCGGCUCUGGUGUCGAAGCAGCCCCCGCCGCUGGUGCUCCCGCCGCGGCCGCCGCUGCCGCUCCAGCUGCGGAAGCCGCUAAGGAAGAAAAGAAGGAGGAAGAGCCUGAAGAAUCUGACGAUGACAUGGGCUUCGGUCUUUUCGACUAAAAA
Messenger RNA from Melitaea cinxia (Glanville fritillary), 303 nucleotides. RefSeq names its product 60S acidic ribosomal protein P1-like. Lineage: Eukaryota; Metazoa; Arthropoda; Insecta; Lepidoptera; Nymphalidae. The transcript has 3 exons. The record is from RefSeq and is a predicted model, not a curated record. Gene Ontology annotation, biological process: translational elongation; cytoplasmic translation. Bases 1 to 300 code for a protein of 99 amino acids. Gene Ontology annotation, molecular function: protein kinase activator activity; structural constituent of ribosome; ribonucleoprotein complex binding. Gene Ontology annotation, cellular component: ribosome; cytosolic large ribosomal subunit.